AUGGCAGCUUCACCUUUCGCCUCCCGCUCGCCGUCGAUGACAGUGGCUUCCCCCAGUACAGCUAUUAGGUUGAAAGCAUCUGCCGCUCAAUCUGGAUCUGGAUCUGCAGCAGAUGUCAAGACUUCGUCCCAGCCCAACGGUGAACUCACGGAGCAGUUGAAUGACUCUGUUGCGCAUAAUUAUGAAAGAGGCAAGAAACUAGGUGAAGGUACAUACGCCGUGGUCUACCAGGGAUUUCGCCGAGACACCGCAACAACCGUCGCAAUCAAAAAGAUCAAAGUCAAUGCCGACUACAAAGAUGGACUCGCCAUGGACGCAAUUCGCGAAGUGAAAUACCUCCAAGAACUAUCUCACCCAAAUGUCAUCGCCCUCCACGACGUGUUUUCCAAGCAUGAAAAUCUGCACUUGGUGCUAGAGUUCCUGCCCGGGGGCGAUCUGGAAAUGCUCAUUCGCGAUCAAAAUGUCCAAUAUGGCGCGGCGGAUAUCAAGGCCUGGAUGGGCAUGCUGGCGCGCGGGGUAUGGUUUUGCCACGAGAAUUUCGUGCUGCAUCGAGAUAUCAAGCCGAACAAUUUGUUAAUUGCAGCGGACGGCGAGGUCAAAUUGGCCGAUUUUGGUCUGGCCCGGUCAUUUGCUGAUCCUUAUCUAAACAUGACCCACCAGGUGAUUACUCGCUGGUAUAGACCCCCCGAGUUACUCUAUGGGGCGAGGCAGUACUCCGGCGCAGUCGAUGUGUGGUCGAUGGGGAUGGUAUUUGCGGAAUUGCUUCUGCGAGUCCCCUUUGUGGCGGGGAAUACGGAUCUGGAUCAAAUUUCCAAGAUCUGUGAGGCCUUUGGCACACCCACUGAAGACAAUUGGGCCGGGGUUACGAAGCUGCCGUACUAUAUUGAGACGGAUAGUAGUCAGAUUAUCCCUACAUCUGGACGGGACUUUUUCUCACGGCAGUUUCCUACCGCUGGUCCGGUGGGUGCUGAUCUAUUGAUGUCGAUGUGCACGUUGGAUCCGAGGAAGCGGAUUACGGCGGUCCAGGCUUUGCGACAUAAAUGGUGGACCAUCGAUCCUCAACCAACCAAGAAUGAAGACCUUCCGCAAAAACGCCACGCCGAGAAGAAGAUGGCAGAGGAUAUGAGUCGACGCGGUGGCGAGGUUAAUGAUAGCCCAUUUAAGAAUGCGGCCCGACAAUUGGAUUUCGGCGGGCGAUGA
This is a messenger RNA of Penicillium waksmanii, 1200 nucleotides long. RefSeq names its product TFIIH complex serine/threonine-protein kinase subunit KIN28 (gene kin28). NCBI's taxonomy places the organism in Eukaryota, Fungi, Ascomycota, Eurotiomycetes, Eurotiales, Aspergillaceae. The coding region runs from base 1 to 1200 and encodes 399 amino acids. The record is from RefSeq and is a predicted model, not a curated record. Gene Ontology annotation, biological process: positive regulation of transcription by RNA polymerase II; protein phosphorylation. The transcript has 2 exons. Gene Ontology annotation, cellular component: cytoplasm; nucleus; transcription factor TFIIH holo complex. Gene Ontology annotation, molecular function: ATP binding; RNA polymerase II CTD heptapeptide repeat kinase activity; cyclin-dependent protein serine/threonine kinase activity.